CGGCGACGGCGACAUCGUUUUGGGUUUGCUUUGCUCGUGUCGCUGCGAGCUGCUAAUCUGCAGCCAGUUUCGCAUGGUCGUGUCGUCGCUGCGUUUCUGAGAUUGUAAUGACUAGCGUUCACCUCGCAAGUAGCCUAGUCGCCGGGAAGGUGUCGAGAAUUGGGAGCCAUGGCGUGGAGGAGGGUCGGAAUGUGUCGCACGAAGGGCCGCGGUGCGCGUCGAUUGCACCUACAGGCAUUGCAAGAGCUCCUGAUUUAUCUUCUUUUCGAGGGCUGGGGUUGCGUCAAUGUGGGUUAAUGACGAGGAGGAGUCACGGGCAGUUUGCAUUGCGCGUUCAGGCGGCGGUUGGUGUGAAAGAGCGGGUAUUGGAAAGGAAUGAUAAGGAGAAGGGGAGCGUUGUUGUGAUUGAUAACUAUGAUAGCUUUACGUACAAUCUGUGUCAGUACUUGGGAGACUUGGGAUGCAAAAUCGAGGUUUACAGGAAUGACGAAAUUACUGUCGAGGAGAUAAGAAAGAAGAAGCCGCGUGGGAUUCUGAUUUCCCCGGGGCCUGGGACGCCGCAGGACUCAGGAAUUUCUCUGGAGAUAGUUCGGAAGCUGGGUCCUACUAUUCCUUUGUUUGGUGUUUGUAUGGGACUUCAAUGUAUGGGGGAGGCGUUUGGGGGGAAGAUCGUUCGUGCACCAAAUGGAGUGAUGCAUGGCAAAACGUCCCCUGUUUUCUAUGACGAGGGAGGCGAGCCUGGUGUGCUCGAUGGUCUUCCCAGUCCUUUCACUGCGUGCCGCUAUCACAGCCUAGUCAUAGAGGAAGCGACGUUUCCAGCAGACCAACUUCAGGCUACAGCAUGGACUGAGGACGGGCUUGUGAUGGCUGUCCGUCACCGUGUAUACAAGCACAUUCAAGGAGUACAAUUUCAUCCUGAGAGCAUCCGUACGCAAAAUGGAAUGCAGAUUGUGAGCAAUUUUCUGAAGAUUCUGGAUUGGAAAGAAGCACUAGAGGCAGAAGCAAAAGUUUUGGAGACUGAUUGAGUAGGGAGCAUCACUGUAAUUGUUUUUGUAAUGGAAGAUUGCCAGGGACAGUAAGGUUUCCUUCUUUAGAUUCUUCGGUGUACAAUGUAUUUCUUUCUGAGUAUACACUCAGCCAGGCCUAGAGGUAGCGGCCAUGUACUUCUUGGAAAGGCAAUGUAGGUGAUGAAGGGAAUGUGCUUCCAGAUGGACCUGCCACUGCAAAUGGCUGUUCCAAACUUAUCUUAGAUGCUGGUGGGUUCAGGUAAUCGCCUCAAAAGUAUAUAGAAGAGUAGGAGGACACUCAGUGAUUUUGUUCAAAGUGAUCAACCCAAGUGCUACCCAAAGGGUGCAACGCAAAGGUUGUUGUAUUGUGUAAUUGGUCUUUAUUAGAGGAGUUCCAAAAACAAUGGCUACGUAUUACGGGUAAUUUGGCAGAGAAACUUCUUAGGAAAGGUGUACCAUUACAUUAUUGUAGUAGCUAAUGAUGACAAUAUUCUUUUCUAUUU
Molecule: messenger RNA, 1510 nt
Organism: Physcomitrium patens
Lineage: Eukaryota; Viridiplantae; Streptophyta; Bryopsida; Funariales; Funariaceae
Product: anthranilate synthase beta subunit 1, chloroplastic
Biological process (GO): L-tryptophan biosynthetic process
Cellular component (GO): cytosol
Molecular function (GO): anthranilate synthase activity
Source: RefSeq, a predicted model, not a curated record